Solea senegalensis (Senegalese sole) is the source of this 4011-nucleotide messenger RNA. It is a transcript of the gene prrt4b, whose product is annotated as proline rich transmembrane protein 4b. The transcript has 4 exons. The coding region runs from base 127 to 3384 and encodes 1085 amino acids. NCBI's taxonomy places the organism in Eukaryota, Metazoa, Chordata, Actinopteri, Pleuronectiformes, Soleidae. The record is from RefSeq and is a predicted model, not a curated record.
UCUCCUCCUCCUUCUUCUACAUCUGUAAGGCCGUUUGUCCUGGAGAGGCAGUCAAACCCACCCCGAGGAGCAGGAGGAUGGAGAGCAACAUGUAACCGGUUCCGUGCGCCUCCGUCGACAGACAGCAUGCUUCCCCUGGUGUUCUGCUUCUGGUGUUUUCUGUUACCUCACUGGCAGGCGGUGGCGGACGAGGAGGCCCUCUGGGGUCCGACGCCAUCGAGAGAAAAGCAACCUGAAAAUAAAUCCAGCUGGUUUUGGACUUUGCCGCUAUCAAAGCUCCCCUCGCUUACUUCACUUCCUUCACUGCCAUUCCAUAACCCUUUUUACAGAAGCUCGGAAGAUGACAACAAGGCUGCUGUGUCCACCACAGUCGCCCACAGUUCCACUGAGACCUUUGAUGGAGACUUGAGUUCAGGGGAAGGGAGUGAAUCUGUGGCAUCCGGAACACCCAUCACUUCAACCCGGGGGUUCCUAAUCAGUGUGACAACGAUAAGAAGUGAACCACUUCCCACUAGGACAUCAGAUUCUCCAGACAGCAGCGUAGCGCACGCCGACAAUGUAACCCUUGUUUCAGGCUCCCCCACGAGCAGCUCUAUCAGAAGCACUCUGUUCACAAACAGUCCCACGAGCACAAACGCUCCGGAACAAAAUGCAACACAUACCCAAACGCCACAGGGAACCACACAAGCAGCCACUCCAAGCAUGGCAGCCACUUCACAACACCUCCCAGAAGAAUACACCGAUGGGACAGUGGCUGAGCGCUCUACGAGAAAGAUAUCUUCGACAAUUGCACCGGAGGCAAGUACGGCUCCCACUGCCUCGACCCAAACCCCUUCAGCAGAGCCAGGGGUGGUAAAGACCACGCUGACCAUCAGACACCGUCUGAGGCCUCUCGCCACUCCCUCCCCAGAGACCACAUUUGUCAGAAAACCACACGACUCGAUCGUCAGCACGACCGUCCGCACUGAUGACACCACAGUGUCAGAAACCAAUCAGAGUGAGGCCGACCCCGGCUCCUCCGAGGCCAGGUCAGGGCCCGCGGAGGACCAGCUGGGGGUAAUCACCACUGCCAUGGGGAUCGAUCGCAGACUGAUCCUGGAAUCUAUAACGAGCACAACUCCACGCCAAAGGGUUCACUUCCCGAGAGCAGGAGAGCCGCCCGGCCGAGAGUAUACGGUGGUGGACGAGGAGGCUGAGGAGGCAGCGCCGGGGCCUUCAGCUGCUGCAGACGGGGGUGAGGACGACGCGAGGACGGCAGACAUUUCCACGCCGGCGUCCACUGAGCUGCUGACGACGCAGCGGCCUCGGAGCACCGGCAUUCCGGCUGAAAUCCCUCUCUACACUGAAGACUGGUUGUCCAACCUGGUGGACAGCAGCAUCACCCUCCUUCCCGACUGUAACUCGGAACGCUCUGGAAUUUGCAACUUCUCCGACAUGUGGGAAGCCGCCACCGCCUCGGAUGCCAGACCCACACAAAACACCACUGCCGUCAACCAAUCAAUCAACCCUUUGGUAAUCCCAGCCCCACCCAUGUUGGUGCCCCUGUACACUGACUGGAACAGUGCCAUGGCAGCUUGGGGCCUAGCAUGGGAGGCACAUGUGUACGGUGCUGGCUGUGUCUUUGUAAUGCUAACAAUAGCCUCAGCAUUGAAUCUGCUCUGCUUGCCACUGCGAUGUCCGUCUGGCUGCGGCUACUUUGCCCUGGUCAGCCUGUUCCUCCUAGCUGCUGGUAGUACCAGGUCUUUCUCGCUGCUCUACGAUGCGUACGGCCACCAGGACCGUUUGCCCUUCACAGAGGCCUCACUGAUGCUAUACGAGGCACCGUUUCCCUGCCUGACUGCAGCUUUUGGUCUGGUUUUCCUUCUCCUCUCCAUGCGCUCAAGAAUGCAGCUUUCGUACUCAACCUUCCAGAGACCCUGUUUCCUGGCCUGCCUGGUUGUCCUGCACUUUGCUGUUGCGUUCGGUCCGGUGGCACUACUGAAGUCCUACCAACAAAAGCCUCCCCUUUGCCUCUUUCUCUCGCUCAUCUCCCGUGGAGCAUUUGUAGUGCUGGCCACGUUUCUCUCUGCUGCCUAUUUUGUGUUCUACAUCUACGUGCGUGCAGACGCGAAGCACAUCUACCACCUGAACAACACUUCCCCGACACCUGCUGAGCGCUACAACCGCUGCCCCUUUGCCGAGAGCCGGGAUUGGGAUCGUGCAGCUGUCACCGUUUGUCUUUCAGCAUUGUUUUCUUUAGCAUGUGCGGGACUGCAGUUAUUUGCAAUGCUCAAUGCUAUGGGUGUGGUAGGUGGAGAGGAGGUCUUCCACCCCUGGCCCUGGUGGACAUUUCAGUUUAGCUGCAGACUCUGUGAGCUCGGGGUCUGUCUCACCUUGGCCUUGGUGGUUGCGCAACCAGUCUACUGCUCGGACCACCUUCCAGCUGCAGGAAGCUGCUGGACUGAACUGUUGGCAUCCAAAUCACCCAUCCUGCCAGGGACCUACCAGUGGACACUGAGCCAGCAGGAGAAACUGGCCAUUGUUGAUAGAGUUGGACUUGGAGAGACCGAGAGCCUUCCUCUUUACACUCUGAUGGAUGAGAGGCUUGGUAGUAGUCUAAAUGGCCUGGACCUCCUUUACCACAGCAACCGCGCCUUAGCAUAUCGAGACCUGGACUUGGAUAUGGAUUUACAGGAGUCAGAUAAACCUGACGACAAAGGUAGAGAGCCGUCGGGUGGGUCUUCAUUCACCAGUGACUCCACUACAGACCUCCGACCGCCUUCGCCCAUCAACCUGCGUCGCAGCAUAGAUGAAGCGCUCUUCAGUGAGGCCCUGUUUCCCAUGAGCCUCUUCAGCACUGCCAGGCCUAUUCGCCUCAGUGACUUGUCCAUAAACACCCACAGUGCACAUCCUAACAACACCGCCUGUGAUCCUCCCUCGGCUGACCCUGGCCUUUAUCGGACCUCGUCCUGUGUGGAUAUGGCUCGUCAUGCCCAGCCCCAUACGAUCCAAUCUCAAGGAGAAACCAUUGUAGGUGCUCCACCAUCUCCCUCCCUGACCUCCUCCUCCAGCUGUUUGUCUCCUGAACAUUGGAGGGGCAGUUCUUCCUCCUGUUCCUUCUACAGAAACUCCCUCGGAGGCUCUUCUCUGGUUCUUUGCCCGAGCCCCGAGAGAAAUGCUCAGCCACCUCUCCAUCAAGGAGACCUGAUGGGCCAGGUGGUGUUGUCUGGCCACCAGGCCCAUGCUGACCCACAGAGGCACUACCAUACACUGGGCGCGGCCUCACAAGAAAGCCUGGACUUAGACAUGUCAUCUGAGGCGGACCACUCGGUGCAGGAGGAGUUUAUCAGCGUUUGCAGACAAAUUGAUGCUUUGAGCAUCUGCAGUGAGACGAUCGACUUAUAAAAUGGACAAUGUGCGUCGAACGAGGGUAACGUCGGGGACUGUUUGAGAGGCUUUGUGCUGCAAGUCGACAUUCACGGUUUUCUAUAGCCUAACUGGUAGUGUGCAUGGUAGCUUUCGUGUGAAACCUAAAAGACUCAUAGCUGCCAAAGUAAGGUUUUUGGUGGUUGAUGAGCGUUUUGCUAUGUGGUCAAUAGUGAAUGUAUACGAGGGUUUUAAGUGCCAAGAAUGUCAAAAGCCAAAAGGUCAUUUGUAACUUUUUACACGUUUGAUAAAGGCUGACGAAGUUUGAUACAGUAAACAAAACACAGAUUAUCGUUAACAGGAUUUUAAUUUGUACCAUGUUUUUACUGCAUUUUCUGACAUUCCAAUAGAUACUACUGUGACCAAGUUCAGCACUUAUUAAAUACUACUGAAGUAAUACACUUUGAAAGUUGACAGGACAUAAUUGUCAUCCAAGGUCAUGAUGAAAAUAAUGAUAAAGGGAAUGUGGAACCUCAUACCAGUAUUACACAUGGGGCAGCACUGCCCUCUAGUGGUGAAAUAUCCAUCCACGCGUCACCAAAAGACUGACAGCGUCUUUUGACAUUUGCUUACUAAUUUAUUUAUCUUCAAUAAAAAUAAAAUCAA